AGUCCAUACUGUCAGAGUCUGACUAAUCCACAGCUCAUUGCCCAUUGGCCUCUUGCCCUCAUUGACCAUUGUCUUUGGAGUCUGGCGUUGAUAAAAAAUUGUUUUUAAUUUUUACUACGACGUUGUCGUUGUCGUUUUUGAAACUUGUUGUUCUUGUUAUUGUCGUUCCGAGUCCUAACAUCUACGGAAACUUAAAUAGUCAAAAACUGUGAAAAAGAAUCUCACAACGCCGAGCGAUUACCGGACAACUCUACUUCUCGACCGUACUGUGAGUACGAUUCCAUCCCGAGGUGGUGUGUUCAAUCCGUUCCGAGUAAUGAAAGAUCGGCAAACUGCACCAGGAGAUGGUAUUAGAUCUCUAAAAACUUCCAGAGUGUUUCGGAUUAUCAACUUUGAGCUUUACUCAAAACCGAAUAAAGUGAUCAUGGCAUUAGGACUUGUAUCAAUAUCAUUCACAUUUGGAUAUCUAGUAUACAUGAGACACCAAUAUGAAAAAAUGGGAUAUUAUCCAGCUGUUGCUGAAGAUGGCCGCCAUGAAGUAUAUAAACAAAGACAAUCCAAAUGGGAUUGAAAUUGUAUUGUUUUAGUAUUACAACACCUUUUAGCCCUACUUCAUCCUUACAUAAUUAUUCUACUUAAAAAUGGAAUCUUCACUAGCCGUUGAGGCUGAUAUUGACAAAUUAA
Messenger RNA from Myzus persicae (green peach aphid), 684 nucleotides. Its product is annotated as small integral membrane protein 8. The transcript is spliced from 2 exons. The coding region runs from base 317 to 571 and encodes 84 amino acids. The record is from RefSeq and is a predicted model, not a curated record. NCBI's taxonomy places the organism in Eukaryota, Metazoa, Arthropoda, Insecta, Hemiptera, Aphididae.